UGGAAAACAACAAAAAUAAGCACUGAUUCUGAACUGUACAGAAAGCUCCAUCCGGGCCUGUGGCUGUACGACUCUCAGUGCUGUGGUAACUAGGACGCGGGCUCGCUCACAGUGAUCUGAACAGGGAGGAGGGGGUGAGAAUCACGACACUAUUGCCAUCAGACAGUUUACUACUGAGCUGUGAAAACGGGCCAGGAGCCAAAAGCUGCUCUCUUCAUGAAGCAGGUGGAUCUGAAGAUCAUUAUCCUCGGAUCACUUGGAGUGGGAAAGACCUCCCUGCUACACCAGUACGUGCACAGCAAGUUCUACGAGGACUAUCGGACCACGCUAGGAGCCAGCGUCCUGUCGAAGAUCAUCACCGUGGACAACAGCGCUGUCAAGCUGCAGAUCUGGGACACGGGCGGACAGGAGCGGUUCCGCUCGGUGGUGUCUACCUUCUACAAGGGCUCGGACGGGUGUGUGCUGGCCUUCGACGUGACCGACCGCGAGUCCUUCGAAGCUCUGGAGGGCUGGAGGCAGGACAUCCUGGACAAGACCAGCUCCCGCGACCCCGGCUUCCCCUUCGUGGUGUUAGGGAACAAAAUUGACCUCAAUGACAGACAGGUGUCCAGCAGUGAUGCCUCCUCAUGGUGUGAGGACAGGAAUCUCCCCUAUCUGGAGGUCAGCGCCAGGGGCAACAUCAACGUGGACCAGGCCUUUCACACAGUAGCCAGGCAUGCACUGAUACAGUGCAAAGAGGGAGCAGUGAGCUACAUGACUGACUCCAUCAAACUGAAACCUGAAAAGGAAGGGAAGAAGAAGAAGAAGAAAUGCUGCUCUUAAAAAACCAAACAAACACAUCGUACAACUAAAACCUGAACGUAGUCCCACCAGUAAGGGGUAAUGCUUCUACAUCUUCAGUCCAUCAGAGGGCGCUACUGUUCCACAUCACUUCACUUGUAUAAGCUGUAGAAUUUAUUUUGUGCAAUAAGAAAACAAAAAAUAAUGCAAGGGCACCCCUCCUGCAACGAUCUUCAACAGCGCAUUACUGACGGACAUGUGCAGGGAAAGCGAUUCACUGUAACUAAUACUGAUGGACUACGCCUUUGAGCUAUAGAUCCAAGUUAGGAUCUUCUGGACUUUGUGAAGGUGUUCUGUGUUGCAGGAUACAGUGCUGUGUGAGUGUGUGUGUGUGUGUGUGUGUGUGUGUGUGUGUGUGUGUCUAUAGUUUGUUUUAUUAAAGGUUUUCACAGCUGUCUCCGACCAUCAUCUGUGUGAACCACAAAGGCUUAAAGCAGCUGCAAAGAGGUUAAGCUUUUGUGCCCUGCUCAGAAUUACAAACACUCCUGUGUCAAAGUUCUUCAAAUAUUAUUUUAUGCUGUGUUUUUUUUUCUUUGUAACUGUUUUUGGAGAAUCACGUCCGGAGCCGAACAAAGAUAAAAGCGGAACCUUUUAAAAACCAAACUGUGCAAACAGCCUAGCCCUAACCACAGACCCACCCGGGCACAUCCACUGUGAUAGAAACACUGUGCAACACUGCAGUUGAAGACAGGAAGCUACAGAAAAGCAGAGGGCAGUGUUGCACCACACUACUGUAUAGAUUAAGAAAUGUUUUAUACAUUUCUCUGCUAACAGAUGCAUAGAAGUUUUACCAAGUAAUCUUUUACAGUUCGGUCUAUGU
This is a messenger RNA of Acipenser ruthenus (sterlet), 1660 nucleotides long. Its product is annotated as ras-related protein Rab-7b-like. Lineage: Eukaryota; Metazoa; Chordata; Actinopteri; Acipenseriformes; Acipenseridae. Gene Ontology annotation, molecular function: GTP binding; GTPase activity. Gene Ontology annotation, cellular component: lysosome; late endosome; phagocytic vesicle. The record is from RefSeq and is a predicted model, not a curated record. Bases 217 to 822 code for a protein of 201 amino acids. The transcript is spliced from 6 exons. Gene Ontology annotation, biological process: phagosome-lysosome fusion; endosome to lysosome transport.